Prunus armeniaca (apricot) is the source of this 2736-nucleotide messenger RNA. The record is from the annotation of a GenBank genome assembly. NCBI's taxonomy places the organism in Eukaryota, Viridiplantae, Streptophyta, Magnoliopsida, Rosales, Rosaceae.
AUGGUUGGAAGCAAGCGCACGAGGAGUAAAACCGCCGCGAUGGCUCAAUCCGUGACGGCCCAAAGCCACUCCACCCACGAUCCCGCGAUCAACAUGGUGGCACCACCACCUCUCGCCACCGUGCCACCUACCGGACCCGCGACCGAAUCUAGCAACCUCCGUGGCACCGCCGCCGAACAUGGUGGAACCUCCCAUCAAGGUGGGCUCGUUACCACCACCGACUUAGGGCCGGUCUUGGAGCAACUUCAAGCGUUCCCUCCAUUGCCUCCACGCUCGACACACGUUCUCGCGUACACCUCCAGUGAAACCCUAGCCCGUGUGCAAUUGGGCUCCACACCCUUCUCUCCUCCCGAUCCACAAAGUCAAGCAGAUCUCAACCUGAGAGUUGACCAGCUAGCUCAGAGAGUGGACGACCAAAACGCUCUUAUGAGGCAGCUCCUUAAUCAAAUAAGUGUGGCUCAAAAUCCUGGCCUUGGACAACCAGGUGAAGUGAGAAGAAUAGACGAACGCACCGGUGGGCAGCUCAACGGGCACCAAGCGGGUCGAGCAGGAGCGAGCAGACAAGGGGAUGCACAACCACGUGAUCAGCUUGCCGACAUGUCGCGAGCAUCUGCAAGCCACACACAAAGCAACGUGCGAGAAAGGCUUGGCCCACGACUUGACGUCCGUGCUCGCCUGGGCCCGCAGGGGAAUGUACUUCAAAGGCUAGGCUCCCAGGGAGAUCAAACUGACAAUCGCCGCAAUGAGGAUCGUGAAGAGAGGCACUCCAUUGCCCGCUCCCGGAGAACCAACUCUCGCCGCCAAGCUGCAGAAAAUCCCUCGCAAUCACAGUCCACCAACACGCCUCCUAGGCAUCGCGGACGAGAGGACCGACCCUUGCAGACCAACGAGGAGGUCAAUCAGCGUCGCUCGAAUCGCAAAAGGCGCCAACGUGAUCGACCAGCACUGCGCGUGGAAGACGUUGAGAAGCUUGUGAAUGACCGACUUCGAGACUUGAAGACUAGCGGGAACCUCGAGGAUGCACUACGUAAGGAGAUGGACCAAGCGAUCUCCACUCCUUUCACCCCUGAAAUCGAGCAGGCUACUCCCCCGAAGCGAUUCUCAACGCCUUCUUUUACGCAUUUCAAGGGAGAUUCCGAUCCCGAGAGCCACCUAAAACACUUCAAAAGUGUCAUGAUCCUCCACAAGGCCGACGACGCACUGAUGUGCAAGGCAUUUGCAAUGACAUUGCGAGGAGCAGCUCAGGACUGGUUCCACACCCUGCCAUCUGGGUCGAUCAACAGUUUCAAGGAGCUUGCCUAUGUCUUCACUAAAGAAUACACUUCUUAUCGGACGAUCAAGAAGAACCCAGAUCAUCUGUUCAACCUGCGCAAGAAGCCCGACGAAUCCAUUCGAGAUUACAUCAAGAGGUUCAAAGCAGAAAAGGCCAACAUCGUAGGGUGCGACGACCAAAUCGCAUCAUCUGCCUUCAAGAAAGGUCUUCCAGCAGAACACGAGUUAUACCGCGAGCUGACUAUCACUCCCAGCCAGACUUUAGCAGAGGUCUUCGCGACCGCAGAACGCUACGCGCUCUGGGAUGACGAUCGAAUUGCCGCGAAGAAGUCCACUGAGCAGGGAGAUCGGCAGGCCAAGCGGGCGGGCCUAAGAAGCGAUGGAUUUAGCAACAAGAACAAGGACAAGCGCAGGUCACACCCACAAGAGGACGCUAAGGCAGGAGAGAACUACACCAAGUUCACUAUCCCUAUACAUCAAAUCCUAGCCCAAGUGAAAAACAAACCUUGGGUAAGAAGACCGCCACCCUUGAAAGGAGAUCCAGACAGGAGGGAUACUAGCAAAUACUGUGCCUUCCAUGGGACGCAUGGACACACUACGAACAACUGCUUCGCUUGGAAAGCACACCUCGAAGAACUCGUGAAGGAAGGUCACUGCACAGAAUUCAUCGCUAAGCAGGCCAUCCAACAAAUAGAGGACCGCGACACCGCCAAGGAGCCGCCCCAAAAGGUCAUAAGGAUUAACACAAUCCUAGCCGACUCCGAGGAAUCUGGGUUGACCAACAAGGAAAAAAAAAGGAAGAUCAAACAAGCCACUAUGAUCUCCCAAGUCUCAACCGACAUUCCGCUAGCAGAAGACGACCCUAUAAUCGGCUUCCAAAAGAAAGAUCUAAUUGGCCUUGAUCUACCACACAAUGACGCUCUUGUCAUCAGCAUUCAAAUCGCUCAGGCCAUGGUCGGCCGAAUCCAUGCAGACGAGGGCAGUGCGGCCAACAUCCUACAAUUGACAGUUAUCCAACAGAUGGGCUUAGAGGCAAAGAUCAAUAAAUCAGCCAAGUCGCUGACUGGUUUCAAUGGAGCAACAACGGUCACCGUAGGCACGAUAGAGCUCGACGUCUACGCCCCACCUGUAAUCAGCUCUCAAACGUUCAUGGUCAUUGAUGAAGUCUCACCCUACAAUGGCAUUCUAGGCAGGCCAUGGAUCAGCAAGAUCAAUGCCAUCACCUCCGCCACGCAUCAGAAGAUUCGCUACCCAAUUCCUUGGGGUGGGAUCGGCCAAAUCAACAGCGAUCAGGCGAUGGCGAGGAAAUGCUCAGCUCAAGGGCUGAAGAAAGGCAAGCAAACACAGUUCCUCCCUGUGAAUCAAGCAGAUCUAAAGGGAGUAGAACAAGCAGAUGAGGAAGCAGAUCCCGUUCCUGACGGCCGAGCAGGCCAAAAAGGAAAGGGAAUAACUACUCCCCAAUAG